AUGUCCAGAGAGCGCCGUAUAGCCAAAGAGCUUAUAGAUAUCCAGGCAGACCGGGACGAUUCUGGAGUUUUCGCCACGUCAGCCGAUGGUCACAGUCUGAACCAUCUCAAGGGUACCGUUCCCGGUCCUCCAGAUACCCCGUAUGCUGGUGGCUCUUUCACCAUCGAUAUCCAAAUCCCCGACAGUUACCCGUUCAAAUCACCGACCAUGAAAUUUGACACCAAGAUCUGGCACCCCAACGUCAGCAGUCAAACUGGAGCCAUUUGCCUUGAUACGCUUAGCACUGGCUGGUCACCCGUCCAAACUAUAAAGACUGCCCUGCUUUCAAUCCGCAUGCUCCUCGAAGCGCCCAACCCCAGAGACCCCCAAGACGCCGAAGUUGCCAAGAUGCUCUUGGACGAACCUGAACAGUUUGCCCGUGUCGCCCAUGAGUGGGCCAUAAAAUAUGCCGGCGCUGUGAGACAGAAUCUAGACCUGAGCAAAUUCAGGAAUACGGAUGCUCCAAAGGCUAGUAGCGGAGACAGGUACAAGGGAUACAACAAGGACCUGGUCGACCGUUUCGUCAACAUGGGUUUCGAUACUGAUGCAGUUGUAGACGCCUUCAUUUUUGUGGGUAUCGAUCGCAAUAAUGGACGAGACUAUGAACUAGAAGAAGCCUAUAUGGGCGACGUUACCGCGCGACUGCUCGGAGAACAAUGA
Ustilaginoidea virens is the source of this 699-nucleotide messenger RNA. RefSeq lists its product as uncharacterized. The coding region runs from base 1 to 699 and encodes 232 amino acids. The transcript is spliced from 3 exons. Lineage: Eukaryota; Fungi; Ascomycota; Sordariomycetes; Hypocreales; Clavicipitaceae. Gene Ontology annotation, molecular function: protein binding. The record is from RefSeq and is a predicted model, not a curated record.